Molecule: messenger RNA, 1075 nt
Organism: Arabidopsis lyrata subsp. lyrata
Lineage: Eukaryota; Viridiplantae; Streptophyta; Magnoliopsida; Brassicales; Brassicaceae
Product: biogenesis of lysosome-related organelles complex 1 subunit 1
Exons: 4
Coding region: 50-493 (147 amino acids)
Biological process (GO): endosomal transport
Cellular component (GO): BLOC-1 complex
Source: RefSeq, a predicted model, not a curated record
CGAUACGACACGAACCAAUUCACCGGAGAGAGAGAUAUUGAAUACGCCGAUGUCACUCUCGGCGGCGCGUGGGCGUGUGUUACCUUUUUCAGAGAAGGAGAAAACGGAAGAAGAGACUGGAACAUUGGAAUCGAGUCUCUUACAGCUAAUCGAUGACAAUCGUCGAUCGUCGUUACAGCUCCGGGAAAAGACCGAGAGAUCGAGGAAGGAAGCGAUCAGACACGCGGCGAGAACGGCGGAUCUGCUAGUGAAGGCGGUGAACGGAGGAGUGGAAGAGUGUUUCGUGAACGAGAAACGGAUUGAGUCGGAGAUUAGGAAUCUUGCGGUUACGGUGGCGAAAUUCGGCAAACAAAUGGAUCAAUGGCUUGCCGUCACUCACGCCGUUAAUAGCGCCGUUAAGGAGAUUGGAGAUUUUGAGAAUUGGAUGAAGACGAUGGAGUUUGAUUGUAAGAAAAUCACUGCUGCAAUUCGCAACAUUCAUGAAGAUCAAUAAGAGCAAACUGUUGUAAUUCAUUCACUUGUUGGUGUUUUUGGUAUAGAGUUCUUAUAGCUAUUGAUGUUAUAUACCACUUCUUUAGUGUUUCUCUGUUUGAGUAGUGAAACAGAUUGGAUCAAAGGAUUUUGAUAGUCUACUUAAAGCAAAAACAUGAACUACUCUUUUCGCCUUUUCGGAAUCGGCACGGAGAUCAUGCUGGCCAAGCUGACAUUUGCUUCUUUGAGCUCUUGUGUUUGCUUUAUGUUCAGUCUCCUUGGUGGUUAACUGCGGUUUCAAUCACAGCCGCCGAUUUCGUGGACGUUACUGUAUAUUCUUUAUCGUUCUCGACUUCCUGUUGAGGCAAUCCACUUGUUUCUGCAACUUGUUUAACUGCUCUAGCUCUACUCUAGCCUUUGUCAGUUGAGCACCACCAAGCUGAAUCGUCUUACUUCGUUCUUGUUAUUUCUUUGGUUAGACAGUAGAGUAAGACUGUUUUGUAUAGACCGAUCAUGUCCCUGCCGGGAAGAUCAUUUCUGAGAGUUCUCUUUGUCUAGCUACAGGUUUACCUAUUUGUCGGGGUUGUCUUUUUGAGUGUUUCAA